Messenger RNA from Mytilus californianus (California mussel), 339 nucleotides. Its product is annotated as putative 2'-deoxynucleoside 5'-phosphate N-hydrolase 1. The record is from RefSeq and is a predicted model, not a curated record. Gene Ontology annotation, cellular component: nucleus. Gene Ontology annotation, biological process: deoxyribonucleoside monophosphate catabolic process. The coding region runs from base 1 to 339 and encodes 112 amino acids. Lineage: Eukaryota; Metazoa; Mollusca; Bivalvia; Mytilida; Mytilidae. Gene Ontology annotation, molecular function: 5-hydroxymethyl-dUMP N-hydrolase activity. The transcript has 4 exons.
AUGUCAAGGAAAAUAUAUUUUGCUGGAAGCAUUAGUGGUGGUAGAGAUGACGCUGAUCUGCACGCCAGAAUUAUCGAACAGUUGAAACAGUAUGGUAAAGUGUUGACAGAGCAUGUUGGUAACACUACAGUUGAAAAAGAUAGAAAUGAUUUAAGUGAUCAGGAAAUUCAUGACAGAGAUAUGGAAUGGUUAAAUGAAAGUGACUGUAGAUUUUGUACUGAAGUCUCACAACCUUCUCUAGGUGUAGGGUAUGAAAUAGGAAGGGCAGUAGAUUUGAAGAAAACCAUCCUUUGUCUCUUCAGAACACAGUCAGGAAAAGAUAGAAAAUAUAGGGAUUGA